CCCUCUCUCUCUCUACACGCGCUCUAAUUACAUAUUGUCUCCGCCGCACUCUUCCCUCGUUUUCUCUCUCAUCGCCGUCUGAAAAUGCCAAGGGCAAAGAGAAGGUCGUCAUCUGCCUCCAAGGACGAUGCAUUGGUUUCUUCAGAGAAACGGCCAAAGAUAGAAGAAAAGAAGGAAGAGGAUGAGGAAGUUUCUGUGGUUCCCGAUCUGGUAUCUCCGGCGAAAAGCUCCGGUGGAAAGUCGGAGAAGCCAAAGGUGAGGUCGAAGGCGAAGGAGAAGGUGAAGGACGAGGUAGAGGAUGCGGAGGAGAGUCGAUUUGUUGGAGAUCCGGUUCCUGCCGAAGAAGCUCGACAGCGAUGGCCUCUUAGGUACCUGCAAAAAAAUAAGGCUGGAAAGACAGAGAGCUUGGAAACCCCAAAAGGGGUGGAGCCACCAAAGGAGCUUAUGCAAGCUAAAAGACACUUUACUGAAGCACUUGUUGAUGGCCGUGUUCUGUUCAAGCUUGGAGACGAUGGUUAUGUCCAGGCUGGUGAGGGUGAAGACAGUUACAUCUGUAGAGUUGUAGAGAUGUUUGAAGGAGUGGAUGGAACUUCAUAUUUUAGUGCUCAAUGGUUCUACAGGGCUAAAGAUACAAUUAUUCAAGCUUGUUCAAACUUAAUUGAUGAUAAGCGUGUCUUCCUUUCUGAAAUCAGGGAUGACAAUCCUCUUGAUUGCCUCUUGCAAAAGCUUCAAAUAGUGCGGGUGCCUUUAGAUGCUGAUGUAAGUGAGAAGCAAGCAAAACUUGGUGAUGGAGACUACUACUAUGACAUGUCAUACUUGGUGCCUUAUUCAACUUAUCAGAACUUGCCACCUGAUGCUGAAGCAGAUGGGAAUGAGUCCGAUUCAACCAUUUCAUCUGAGUCUGAUGUUAAUGGAGCUGUUAAUGAAGAAUCUCAAAGUCAAAACAACAAAAGAUCAGAAAUGAGAAUGCUAGAUCUUUACUCAGGUUGUGGGGCUAUGUCUACAGGACUUUGUUUGGGUGCUAAUAUGGCUGAUGUUAACCUUGUCACUAGGUGGGCUGUUGAUUUGAAUCAAUAUGCAUGUCAAAGCUUGAAGCUGAACCAUCCAGAGACAGAGGUGAGGAAUGAAUCAGCAGAAGAUUUUCUGCAAUUGCUGAAAGAGUGGGAGAAGCUUUGCCAGUCUUAUUCCUUAGUUGGAGGUGGUGAAUCUCAACAGAAAGAAGAACCUGCAGUCAUUGAAGAAGAUGAAGAAGAAGAGGAUGAUGUUGAUGUAGAUAAUGUGGAAAUUUUUGAGGUCGAGCAGAUUUUGUCCAUAUGCUAUGGUGAUCCAAAGGAGUUAAAGAAGCCUGGGGUUUACCUUAAGAUCCGGUGGAAGGGUUAUGGGCCUGAAGAAGACACCUGGGAGCCAAUAGAGGGCUUAAGUGAUUGUCAUGACAAGAUAAAAGAGUUUGUUGUUAAUGGUUUCAAAUCAAAGCUUUUGCCUUUGCCUGGGGAUGUUGACGUCAUCACGGGUGGCCCUCCAUGUCAAGGGAUAAGUGGAUUCAACCGUUUUAGGAACAAAGACAAACCUUUAGAAGACGAAAAAAACAAACAACUUGUUGUCUACAUGGACAUUGUAGAGUAUCUAAAGCCAAGAUUUGCGUUAAUGGAAAACGUGGUGGAUAUCGUCAAGUUCGCUAAAGGGUUUCUGGGCCGAUAUGCUUUGGGCCGGCUCGUGUCCAUGAACUACCAAGCCCGGGUCGGUUUAAUGGUUGCCGGUUCUUACGGACUUCCACAGUUCCGCAGACGUAUGUUCAUGUGGGGUGCCCGGCCUAGUGAGAAAUUACCGCAGUACCCUUUACCCACGCAUAACGUCGUCACGAGGGGAGUGUCUCCAUUGGAAUUUGAGUCAAAUACUGUUGUUCAUGACGAUGGUCUUAAAGUUGAAUUAGAGAAAGAACUCUACCUGGGUGACGCCAUUUCUGAUCUUCCUCCUGUACCAAAUGACGAGACAAGAGAUGAAAUGCCCUACGGGGGAAAACCCAAAACAGAAUUCCAAAAGUUCAUUAGUCUCAAAAAGACCGAUAUGCCUGGGUGUGUGGCAUCUGGUAAAGAAGCUUCAGAUCAUCUUCUAUAUGAUCAUCGUCCACUGAAGCUAAACGACGAUGAUUACCAACGUGUCUGCCAAAUCCCUAAGAAAAAGGGUGCAAAUUUCCGGGAUUUGAAAGGUGUCAGGGUUAAAGCUGACAAUCAUGUUGAAUGGGAUCCUGAUGUCGAAAGAGUCUACUUACCUUCUGGAAAGCCAUUGGUUCCCGAUUAUGCUAUGACUUUUGUGGAUGGUCGAUCACAAAAACCCUUUGGGCGACUAUGGUGGGAUGAAACUGUACCAACAGUUGUCACAAGAGCAGAGCCUCACAACCAGGCAAUUCUUCACCCUCUUCAAGAUCGAGUGCUGACUAUUCGUGAGAAUGCUAGACUUCAAGGUUUCCCUGAUUACUAUAAACUUCUGGGCCCCAUCAAAGAAAGGUACAUUCAAGUUGGAAAUGCGGUAGCUGUUCCAGUAGCAAGAGCCUUAGGGUACUCACUGGGAAUGUCAUGUAAGGGAAACGCAGGUGGUGAGCCUGUUUUCAGUUUGCCUCCAAAAUUCCCAAACCUACAACCGGUGACAUCUCCUUCUGUGGUUCAAGAAAAUGAGUAAUUAUUUUAAAGCAGUUAAUAAUUAGUAACGAAGGAAGAGACCUUUUUUUCAUCAUCAAUCCGCUUUAGCCACAAAUUGGCUGUGGAAUUACCCAUCUUCAUCAUGUAGUAGCCUUUUAAUUUAUAUGCAGUUUUGAGGUUCAAACAUUGCCUUCUUCCUGUUGUAACUUUGCAAUGAUGCAUGUGAUACUGAUAAUGCCACAACUCUUAUUGUCUUUCAAUGUAUUUUAUCGAUGCCACUUGUAUCUUUUCUGAA
Messenger RNA from Lactuca sativa (garden lettuce), 2931 nucleotides. RefSeq names its product chromomethylase 3 (gene CMT3). The record is from RefSeq and is a predicted model, not a curated record. Gene Ontology annotation, molecular function: chromatin binding; DNA (cytosine-5-)-methyltransferase activity; DNA binding. Gene Ontology annotation, biological process: negative regulation of gene expression via chromosomal CpG island methylation. Gene Ontology annotation, cellular component: nucleus. Lineage: Eukaryota; Viridiplantae; Streptophyta; Magnoliopsida; Asterales; Asteraceae.